CGAACGGGGGGACGGCGCUGGGCGAUGGCGCUCGCUGUACCUGUACCUGAACCUGCGCCGCCACCCGCGAUUCUGGCGCACAAGGGCUGCGAUACACACGGGGAUAGCGACGGAGCAAAGCUGUCUGGCGGCAUUAGCACAGGUACCAGUACCAGCAUCAGGUCGAGCUUGUGCCCAUCUCUCUCGCGGCGGCCCGGCGCUAGCACUCCAUGCUCAAAUUAAACUCCCUACGACCCUGGAAGCUCACUGACCAUGGCCAGGCCCUUCAGGUACCUGCGACCUGGCCCCCUGCUCGCAUCCUGCCCUGCGCUGUCUUAUUCGCUACAACAAGGGGGGAAUUGCCCGCCGAAACCUGCUGGGUUCCCUGCAAUCGCCUGCUCCUCGCCAAGUUGCUGUACUUGUACUUGCAUGCGCUGUCCUGUGCUGUCCCACCGACUCAACAGGCCUGUCGCCUUUGCUAACCCGCUUCGUCGCUCGCUCUCUCUGUCUCUCUCCUUUGGCUCGGAGCCUCUCUCGCGCUCUUCCUCUUCUUUUCUCCUCUCCCCAUCGCCAGUUUUCCCUCUGUCGACCAUUGCGAUUUAUCGUUGCAAACCGCCUGCCAGCGGGCCUGUCACUCAUUUUUAGCUUUGCUUGUCAAGCUCUCAGUCAUUCCUUUUUGCGUGCUGCUUCUGCGAAUCAGCAGCUACACAACAGUCGUUCCUUGUCUUUGCCCGCCUGGUUGGCAUUGCAUUCUUAACCCGCUUUUUUUGGUUUUCUUGCUGGACGAACGUCGAUCGACACCACCUCUCGUUUUUGCGG
Messenger RNA from Trichoderma harzianum CBS 226.95, 798 nucleotides. RefSeq lists its product as hypothetical. The transcript has a single exon. The coding region runs from base 253 to 624 and encodes 123 amino acids. Lineage: Eukaryota; Fungi; Ascomycota; Sordariomycetes; Hypocreales; Hypocreaceae. The record is from RefSeq and is a predicted model, not a curated record.